This is a messenger RNA of Oncorhynchus tshawytscha (Chinook salmon), 6460 nucleotides long. It is a transcript of the gene sv2ca, whose product is annotated as synaptic vesicle glycoprotein 2Ca. The transcript is spliced from 13 exons. Lineage: Eukaryota; Metazoa; Chordata; Actinopteri; Salmoniformes; Salmonidae. Gene Ontology annotation, molecular function: transmembrane transporter activity. The coding region runs from base 594 to 2807 and encodes 737 amino acids. Gene Ontology annotation, cellular component: membrane. The record is from RefSeq and is a predicted model, not a curated record. Gene Ontology annotation, biological process: transmembrane transport; chemical synaptic transmission.
GAUCCAGUACGCAAUUCCCCCCAAAAUAGAAGUACCGGUACGGCGCUCCGGACAGCUCUGGCCCAAGUCAAGCAUUUACAGUCCGUCGCAGUGUUUCACGUCAUGCUCCCUCUAACUACAUUGUUCCAUUUCACGGAAUUGCCGGAAUCACUCAAUGAAAUACAAUUAUUGAUUGCACUCUCUCCUAGCUCUCCCCGUCCCUCCUACUUCUCCCUCUCUCGUUUCUUUCCUGAAGUACUGCAGGGAGAUAACAGCACCGAAAAAAACACCAUCAGACAGCAACUACCUCAGUUCUACAGUGGGACACCAGCACAUUUACAUUCACAAGACACAAGCAACUCGCCUGGUGCAAUGGCUAACAACCAGCGAAAUCCACUUUUCCUCUCUCCUUAAACAACGCUUGACCAAUGAACACCACAGCCAGUGAGGGUAACUUCCUGUUGUGACUGCAGACUUCAGGGUUUUCCCUGUUGCAUCUCCAGACCCACCACUCUGAUCUGCUCCCAAACCUCUCUGCCGGAUUCCAUCCAUCUCCCUCCGCCCUCUUCUUACCCCCCUGUACUCCCACCCCUGAACGUCCAUCAGAGCUAAAAAUGGACGACAGCUACGAAAGCAGGACUUCCUUAGUGAAGGGGGCCAAGGACAUCGUCAAGGAGGCCAAGCGGCACGCUGUGAAAAAGGUCAACAAGGUCGUGGACAGCACCACAGACGAGUACUCCCAGCGCAAAUACAGCCGUUUCGAGGACGAGGUGGACGAGGGAGACGACUUUUACCGUAACCCUCCCAGGCAGGACGGAGGCUACAAUGACAACGACCAGGCCAGUGAUGCCAGCGACGCCACAGAGGGCCAUGAUGACGAAGAUGAGAUCUACGAAGGGGAGUACCAGGGAAUCCCAGCGGCCGGAGACAGGCGGGCCAGGGAGGGGCAGGUGGCUCUGGGGCAGCCCGUCACAGACAGCCUGAAGGACCGUAAGGAGCUGGAGCAGGAGAGGCAGGCGGACGAGGAGGAACUGGCCCAGCAGUAUGAGCUGAUCAUCCAGGAGUGUGGCCACGGCAGGUUCCAAUGGCAGCUGUUCCUGGUGCUGGGCCUGGCCCUCAUGUCGGAUGGGGUGGAGGUGUUCGUGGUGGGGUUUGUUCUACCCAGCGCCGAGACGGACAUGUGUGCUCUGGGUGGCUCCAACUCCAGAUCUGGAUGGCUAGGCAGUAUUGUGUACCUGGGGAUGAUGGUGGGGGCGUUCUUCUGGGGGGGCAUGUCGGACAAGGUGGGCCGCAGACAGUGUCUGCUCAUCUGCAUGUGUGUGAACGGCUUCUUCGCCUUCCUCUCCUCCUUCGUUCAGGGUUAUGGCAUCUUCCUACUCUGCCGCGUGAUCGCAGGCUUUGGAACAGGGGGAGUUGUACCCAUCGUCUUCUCCUUAUUUGCGGAGGUGCUGUCCAGAGAGAAGAGAGGGGAGCACCUGAGCUGGCUCUGCAUGUUCUGGAUGAUUGGAGAGAUCUAUGCUUCAGCCAUGGCCUGGGCCAUUAUACCACACUACGGCUGGAGUUUCAGUAUGGGUUCUGCCUACCAGUUCCACAGUUGGAGAGUGUUUGUGGUCGUCUGCGCCCUGCCCUGCGUUUGUGCUGUUGUGGCUCUCACUUUCAUGCCCGAGAGCCCCAGGUUUUACCUGGAGGUGGGGAAGCACGACGAGGCAUGGAUGAUCCUCAAGCAGAUCCAUGACACCAACAUGCGAGCGCGUGGGCAGCCGGAGAAAGUCUUCACCGUGAACAGAAUCAAGAUCCCCAAGCAUUUGGAUGAGCUGGUGGAGAUUAAAUCAGAGUCGGGGAACCCAGUCUCCAAGGCCCUCUUCAGGUCCAAGACCGAGCUAUGUGGGAUCUGGGUUAACUUUAUGAAGUGUUUCGACUACCCUCUGAAAGAAAGCACUAUCAAGCUAGCUAUUGUUUGGUUUACUCUGUCAUUUGGGUACUACGGCCUGUCUGUGUGGUUCCCUGAUGUCAUCAAGCACCUCCAGGCAGAUGACUACGCCUCCAAGGUGAAGAUCCACAGCAACGAACGCAUCGAGGACUUCACCUUCAAUUUCACCAUGGAGAACCAGAUCCACACCAAUGGUGUCUUCAUCAACGACAGAUUUGUUAAUAUGAAGUUGAAGUCCAUCACCUUCAUUGACUCCACCUUCCGUAACUGCUACUUUGACGACGUGACGUCGGUGGGAUCCUACUUCCGGAACUGUACCUUCAUCGAGGCGUUCUUCUACAACACUGACAUCGAUGACUCCAAACUGAUAGAUGACACAGAGGUGAUCAACAGCACGUUUCACCACAACAAGACGGGCUGUCAGAUGACAUUUGAUGACGACUACAGCGCCUACUGGGUCUACUUCAUCAACUUCCUUGGAACUCUGGCUGUUCUGCCCGGCAACAUCGUCUCGGCACUGCUCAUGGAUAAAAUCGGACGCCUUUCCAUGUUAGGUGGCUCCAUGGUUCUGUCAGGGAUCAGUUGUUUCUUCCUGUGGUUCGGCACCAGUGAGUCGAUGAUGAUCUUCAUGCUGUGCCUUUACAACGGCCUGAGCAUAUCAGCCUGGAACUCACUGGACGUGGUCACCACAGAGUCCUUCCCUACAGACAGAAGAGGGACAGGUUUUGGGUUCUGUAAUGCUUUGUGUAAGCUGGCUGCAGUGUUGGGAAACCUGAUCUUUGGUUCUCUGGUUGGCAUCACCAAGUCCAUCCCCAUCCUCCUGGCCUCAUCUGUGCUGGUGUGUGGAGGCCUGGUGGGGCUCCGGCUGCCUGAUACCAGGGCCAACGUACUGAUGUAGCCCCAGGAAGGACCACCUGGCCUGUGGAAGACUUGGGCCAAACCUGGUGCAAAGGGUUUGCUUCAAACAUGUCCUAUGGAUGUUUGAGAUUUGAUUUGCUUAUUGCCGCUUGUGGUCUCAAAGGGAGUUCAAUUGCAUAACUCCCCACCCCAUAUUGCUACAAAACAGUAUAUCUACUUUCACUUUAUCAAUUUAUGUAUGUACAAGACACAACCCAAGCUCCAGACCAUCUGCACAAUUCCCCGGUGUCAAAGGGAAACUCCUAUUUAUUAUUGAAUGUAAUAUUUGGGGAUGUCACAACGCCCCUUCCAGGAUGGAAUGAUGUCACUCAAUAUUUUCAUGUUAUUUCAUCAUGAUAUAAUCAUAAGAGUUAGUGGGGUAUAUAUUUUAGUGAAGCUUGUGGUGAGCAUUGUUCAGGGGAAUUGAUGGUCAGUUGUUCAUGACUGAUUGAUGGCCAGGCCAUUGCCUGUGGAUUAUGUCCAUCCAUCCCUGUAUAGUACUGGCUGUGAAGGGAACUACUGUAUAUGGGUCCUGUAGUUGGCUGAAGUAGACUCUAUAUCAGUGUCAAGGCCUGUUUGCUAUGAGCUGGCUUGUGAAGUCAAUACUGAGUUAGUGCUAUGUGAGUUUUAUAGAUGUCAGUAGCGCCUGUUGCUUUGUAUCUUAUGAGCAGUAGCUUCUAGGCAUGUUUGUCUGGAGUCAUUGCAGGGGCAGGGUUAGUGCUGUACAUAUGAAUGCGUUCUUAUUAGGCCAGGACAGAUGGAGGAGAGAAGGGAUAACAAGCUGUUCUGAGCACAGCCACCCUGCAGUGGGAGAGAUGGGGGAAUAGAUGAUCAGAAAGACUGGAGACCACACAGCUGCAAAACAGCUGGCCUAGACAGACAGGCCCAGGGAGAGAAUAAGGGUAUUUCUGGGCCACCGAGUGUAGAUGGAUCUUUGUCAGGCUUGACGUGUUCUCACAUAAUGUUUCACUUGUAAUGUCUGCUAGAUAUACGCACAUACGCUGAACUGUCAACCAUGAAGAGUCAUGGUGAUGGACAGGUCUUAACUAAGCUAAGCUUCUCCCAGAUAACAUCUGAAACUAUAAUAAUGUGUUUGUUGUCAGUUGUGGCUAUUUAUUUAUUAGUUUACACUGACAGAUGCAUAAAGAUGUGUUUUUAUUACACUGUUCUGCCCCACUCUACCACAGUCAUAUAUAAACACUCAAUGUCAAAGCCCUUUGCACCAGCUCUCUAGGCCAUAUUGAAUAACUUGAUUUGUUGUUAUUUGAAGUGUACAUACUAAAUGUAUCAAUAUGUUAAUAUUUAUGUUUUUUUUGCGGGUAUGUAUCUGCAGCUGUUCUAAAGAAUUUGUUGGGGGAAAAUGUAAGAAUCUAAUUUUUUUGUAUCUACUCUUGUUCUCCACUUCUCCUAUGUGUUGUAUUGUAUGCAGGCUUCCUGAUUGGGAUUUAUUUAUGUUCAGCCUUUGAUUUGGCGUUUCUCUUCGGCACUGACUUUGUAAUGACAUGUCAGGCUGCUUCCUUUUCAAGAUACUGAAUGGCCUUUUUUUUUUUUUUUAAAUGUGUCUCUUCUUCACCGGAGCGUUCUCCUCAUAGACAACAGAACAGGAGACUGAAGGGUACAGGAGGUAAACAGGAAGUGAACUCUGUGUGUGUGUGUGUGUGUGUGUGUGUGUGUGAUGUCCCUUCACAUUGUGACGUGUAAAAGGUACAACCUCCAUAUCAGUUUAAAAAAAGAUGCCCUCCCCUCAGAUGAAGUUGGAAGACAAUAUUAUUUUUAAACUGGAUUGGAAAAUAUCAAAUGUUAUUUAGAGCAAUAAGUAAGUAGUAAGUAAGUUAGUAACUGCUUGCAUAAGAGUGACCCCCCACAGGACGUAAUUGAAGUGAAAUGACGUGAAAACAACGUUGAUUCAACCAGUGUGUGCCCAGUGGGAAUGCAUUUGCGUGGAUAUUUUAAGCAAUAUUUAAACAGUUUUACAACAUUGAGUAAACUAUUCCAGUGCUUGUUAUUUAAAAAAAACACCUGUGACAAUUUGGAAGACAUUUUGGAAUCAGUAACAAAACAGUAUUUUUCAAAAUGUUGUACACAUAAUUCAGUACGUAGCACAUGUAUAAAUCUUUUCACUGUAUAAUGUCAUUUCAUUAGUGCUGUACACUGCAUAAUGUUUCAGUCUCUAAAUUCUCACCCAAAGUUGACAAAUGCGUCUGACGUUGAUAAGGCAUCCUGCAGGUAGCUGUCGUUACUGUAAGCAGUAUGAUCACCAGACCUCAGUCACAGGUCUACAUCUCUACAUGGCUCCUUAGUAUUAUCUAUGGCUUACUGCCUGUGUAGCUCUCCUGUUCCCGUGUGUGUUGUAUCUGUGAGUAUAUUGUAGUGUUCGUAGUCCACUGUAUCAAAACUGCGGUCUGCUUGCCCCCUCCAUAUUUUAGCUUUACAUCAUCUUGGAUAUGGUAACGUCUGUUUGCUGAUUGUUUGCUUCUUGGUAUGCGCUACAAAUGAUCUGACUUGUUGAUGAUUUCAUGAUUUUAUAAGUGAUGACAUAAUCAAUGGAACUUGAGUAUUUAUAGUAGUAGUAACAACAUUCUGAUUGGGCUUGUGUCAAACCAAAGCUACUGACUGACUACUGUUACCAUCUCAGCAGUGUAGUGCAUACAAUAAGAUACCAGUUAUUUAUGAACAAGGGUUGCAGCUGUAUGGUGGUACUGGAUGUGUUAAACCUAGCGUCUUAGCCUAAUUGUGACAGCAUUGCCUGUGGUAUCUUACAAAGGAUAAAUAAGUGUCUCUCUUUUUUUGUGUGGGUGUGUGGUUUGGUUUCACUAUCAUUGUGGGGACCAGAAGUCCUCACAAGGAUAGUAAAAACAAGGAAAAUCUGGACAGGUAUGGACAUUUCGCCAGUCCCCACAAGGAAAAUUCCUAUGUUUGACUUAGAGGUUAGGUUAGGGAUAAGAGUUAGGCUUAGUUUUAGGGUUAACGUUAGAGUUAGGUUAAGGAAAAUAGGAUUUUGAAUGGGAAUAAAUAGUUUGGUUUUACUAUCCUUGUGGGAACCAAUGUGUGUGUGUGUGUAAAUAUUGUACAUAUCAAUGCUGUGUUUGGUGGACUUCUGAGUUAAAUCUGUAUGCUUUUUGAUUGACUGAUGCCUCUCCAGCUGUGUUCAAGCGAUAAAUCCAUCUAUCCAUGUUCUACGUCUGUGUUUCCUUGGCUAAAAGCCACAUGUCCUCUACUACUGUGUGUACAAACUUGCAUGUGUGUAUGAAACUUCUCUUUUUUUGUGCUCAACUUUGUGUUCUUAUUGUAUUCUUCUGCCAGAAGAAGAGAAAAUGUAGAUUUUUGGAAGAAAAAAAGUGAAUGUAUCACUCGUCAGUUUUUUGGGGACAUUUUUUUAAGUGAACAAUGGUGUGGGCUCAGAUGAACAAAGGUGUGGGCUCAGAUGAACAAAGGUGUGGGCUCAGAUGAACAAAGGUGUGUACAUUAUUGUGAAGGGCAUGCCAAUUGUGGGAUGACUGUAUGUACAGACAUCUAUAAACAUGAAGCUGUGUAGAGAAAUGUUUGCCAAAUGAUGCCCUGUGAAUAUUGUUUUAAUUAAAGGAGAAUGGCAGGAAUUGCAAAUAGUGCUGCUUAUGAGCAUCAAGUAUAUGAAAUAAAGAUUUAUGUUCUCUA